CUGACUUCUAAUGUUGUGCUCUUUCCAUCAUAUUUGCAGCAUGCCACUCCCUAGCCCACUGCCUCCCUGCCUGCCACCCCGCCCUGCCCAACACUCACGCACCCCACCUUCAAUGUCACCAUUUAUCUCCAGGGUGCAUUAGAAAUUUUUUUGAACCCAAAGUUUCUUUGCGUUUACUUUGCUAGAAAUCAUGAAUAUAUGCCGCAUGCAGUAGUUUUUUUUUGCGGGGAGGUAUAUUCUGAAAUCUCCCCCAGAGAGGGUUGUGAUCUGGGCCCCAGGAAGAAACAAAGCUUAAUCCAUUUUUCUUGGGGAAUGUCCACUUAUAUAACCAGGGAGCUAAGUGGAGACUGUCGACAGCCAGCAGAGGAAGACACGAAUUCUUCCAACCCAGUAUCAACCUGCGGAGGGCUUCUCGUAACUUUCCAGCCACAGUUUGUAGAAUCUCUCUUUUGACAUCCCCAAAGUCCCUUCCAGGUCUCAGAGCAGUCACAGUCUGUAGGGCAUACAUAACUAUUCCUUACUUGGCAUCUUCUCGCUAUAAUGCUGCUAAAGCGUUGUGUAUAAUUUCAAUUAUCUGUCAACUGGUUUGGAUUUUAAAUGCAUCAGGGGAUCUUGCUCUUUAUAGGGGCUACUUGAUCAAAGUUAAAAAGAAAUUAUUUGAUGCAGUGAAUAAUCGGGUGCUAAUGUCUCUUUGACAAUUAACCAACUGUUCGAAUGUUUACAGGGUGUUAAUGCAGGGCACGAAUUUAUCUUUCGGGUCAUACUGUUUGUUUAUACAUUUGUUUAUAUGUUUAUAUAUUUAGAGUGCUCAAAAUGGAGCCACCUUCUGCCCUUCAGACUCUUUCCUUUUAGGGCAACACGAUGGCCCCAGCACACUCACACACACUAUCACAUGAGGGCAGUGCCACUUUAGGAAACUGACAAAAACAGACCCUCUCAUUACCAAAGGAUUCCCUACUGGAUUCCGUUAAAUAGUUAGUUGCACAAAAGUGCCUCUCUUGUACAACGUGAGGUUCUCCUAUACCUGGAAGCAGGGGAGAGGGGAAAAGGUAUUUGCGGUUCCUGAAGCUCAGGCGGUGUGAGAGCCGUGGGGAAAUUAGCUCUGAGAAGGUUAAUUCUUCCUGGGAGGGUAAAGCUUUAAUGACAAGCCAUCUUUAAUGGGAUUAUCGUGAGAGCUCAUAUCUACAAAUAAGAUCAGGCUCAGGCCAAAGCCAGCUGCCUCCUCGGUGGAGGGCAGGCAAAGAGGCAACAAGGAGAGAAAAGGAAGUUUUCCAGAAAAUAUAAAGGGAAUAUAAAUGUCUCCACGUUGAAAUGUUACACUUCAAAUUCUCUGAGAUUCUCAGUUGCAUUAGAUUCUCUGGGGGCCAUGAUGACGACCCACUACAGUCCAAAUGAGUGCUGAGGCUAGAGCAGCAAGCUCUGUGAGAGCAUUCCCCCAGAGCUCUGCUUCAGGAGUUUUCAGUCGGGCAGUCAUCACUGACGUUUGUUCAGUACCCGCUGGUUACCUAGCUGCGGGCUCCACACUGUGGAGAGCCAUCAAGGAGUUAGAAAAUAUGGACCCUGCCCCCAGGUGCUCAGAAUGUCAUUCUGGAGGUCAAAUGGGUACAUAUGUUCACGCACAAGGGAAAGAGGUUUAAGAACAUUUAUUAAUCCAUUCAGGUUUAUUUUCCUAAGCCUUACUCUGUGAGUCCUUGUCAGUUAGAAAUCUCUGAUUAUAAGCACCUCCAGUGUCUUGGGAACACAGACUCUACCACAUCGUCGUGCUCCAUAAACCACCUCUGCUAAAGCGCCUCUAGGCACUUGUGCUCAGCGUGAGAAGCAUCAUCGUCCAGGGUACCAGGAAGCGCGGUUCUGAGACUGUCAGCUCUAUCAUGACCUUGCUGAGUGAUUUCUGCUAGAUCCUAUCCCCUCUCUGGGCCUCACAUGGAGAAGUGAAUCUUCAAGGUCCCUGUCAGCGCUGAUAUGGCGUGUGACAUAAAGCUGUACAUUUGAACAAACUAGAGAGCAAUUCAAGAGUGCUUAUAAUCAAGAGCUAGAUAGCGCCGGGCAGACUGAAUGCUGAGAGUAUAGCCUUGUCACGCUGUAUCACUUUUACUGAUUCUGAACAAUCCAGUUUUCUGACCCUCCCCCCGGCCAUGGCAGCCCUUUUAGCUGAGUGUCCUCUAAAUGGCCUUUGAGGAAUCAGGCAGGGAGGGGGCAGCACAGAGCCCCUGGCCUCUAUCAUUUGACACAUCCAACCCCAACAGGUGCACAGGCCCCGCCACUCUUCAGAUUUGGACAGCGGAGAGAAGGGACGGUGGCCUCAGACCCACAAAGAGCAAAGAUCCAACCCUCCAGCCCGUGGCUGGGAGGCAUUGGAAAUACCAUUUGGUGAAGUCUGGGUUUUUCUUUUUUGUUGUUGUUGUUUUUUGUUUGUUUGUUUGUUUAAUUUUCUUAGAACCACUCGGAGAAGAUUACAGUUUCAGAUCUCAAGUAAUGGCUGCAAUCAGUCAAUCAACAAAUAUGUGCUGAGCAUUUACUACGUGCCCAGAUUUCUGCCUAGGGUAUGGGGUUGGUGGGGGGAAGAUGAAGGAAGUAUCAGUUGCCAUGCCAGCCCUCAGGUGGUCUGUCCAACCUGCUUAAGGCAGGAGGAGGUUCCAUUGUGGGCAACAGUCAGAGAAGCAGCAAGUAGCGCCCCCAUCUCUUGUUUCUGUUGGGAAGGCAGUCUAAGUUUUGAGGAGGGGUACAGCAGCUGGCCUCUCCUCCUGAUGUCUGUCCCAGGCUAUUUUUAGACACAACUUAGGAUGGUGAGGUUGAGCAGCUGAAAGUGUACAGGGUGUUAGGACAAAGCUGGCUUAGACUGAGAAUUUGCCAUCACGGACACAAGUGUCUAAAACUACUCCAUCCUCCAGUGUUGAGCUCAGCUCUGCCCUGACAGGCCAGACAAAGUUAAGCGAGAAGCCAAGGCCCCAGGACAGAGUAAUGACAUGAGCAGUCCUAGGGGAAGAGCCCAAAUGCCUGAAGCCGAGAAUAAAACUUGCACCUCUAUGGAAAGAAUAUUGGGUCAAAAUGGGUCAUAGAAAGGAUAUUUCCUGCAAAAGAACAGAGAGAAAGAAAUCUGCCUCUUGUAACAACAGGAUGAUCAGGAUGAAGUGAACCAGAACUACUUAGCAGAUGAAGAGGAAGAAGCAGAAGAAGAGGCUCGGGUGAUGGUGGUACCUGAUUUGGAGGAGGAGGAGGAGGAAGAAGAAGAGGAGGAGAAAGAAGAAGAGGAAAAGGAGGAGGAAGAGAGUCAGACUCAGGAAACAGGCAGUGCCUGGUGGCGGAAAUGGCAGAUCGUGAACGAAUACCUGUGGGAUCCGGAGAAAAGGAUGUCUCUGGCCCGAACAGGUCAGAGUUGGAGCCUGAUCUUAGUCAUUUACUUCUUCUUCUAUGCUUCCCUGGCCGCUGUGAUCACCCUCUGCAUGUACACGCUAUUUCUGACCAUCAGUCCCUACAUGCCGACCUUCACUGAGAGGGUGAAGCCUCCUGGAGUUAUGAUCAGACCCUUCGCCCAUAGCCUUAACUUCAACUUCAACGUUUCUGAACCUGACACUUGGCAGCAUUAUGUGAUUAGUCUAAAUGGCUUUCUCCAGGGUUAUAAUGACAGUCUUCAAGAGGAAAUGAAUGUAGAUUGCCCCCCGGGCCAAUACUUCAUCCAAGAUGGUGAUGAGGAUGAGGACAAGAAGGCCUGCCAAUUUAAGCGCUCCUUCCUGAAGAACUGCUCUGGCCUGGAGGACCCUACUUUUGGCUACUCUACUGGACAGCCCUGCAUCCUUCUAAAGAUGAACCGGAUUGUUGGCUUUCGUCCUGAGCCUGGAGACCCUGUGAAGGUUUCCUGCAAAGUUCAGAGAGGUGAUGAAAACGACAUCCGAUCCAUCAAUUACUACCCAGAGUCGGCUUCUUUUGACCUCCGUUACUACCCUUACUAUGGCAAACUGACUCACGUUAACUACACCUCCCCGCUGGUGGCAAUGCACUUUACAGAUGUAGUGAAGAACCAAGCGGUGCCUGUGCAGUGCCAACUGAAGGGCAAAGGCAUCAUAAAUGAUGUCAUCAAUGAUCGUUUUGUGGGUAGGGUAAUCUUUACUCUGAACAUAGAAACCUAAGAACUUCAGGGGGCCACUCCCACCAGUUCUGUUUCUGUUUUAUUUCAUGUUACCCUGGUAGCACCUGAAUUCUUUUUCUUCAGUUGGGACACAGCCAAGUGGACACCUGAGACAGCAGAUCAUCUUUCCUUGCCUUUGACAUAUGUUCGAAAUGGCAUUGUGGGAGCUAUUUGAUUUUUAAAGGUAGUCUCUCCUGAUGACAAAUAGCUUAUAUUAAUUUCAUUUUCUCCCACUUAAAACUAAAACCCAUUCUUGCUGCUAGAAGUCUCAUUGUAGUGUAACAUAGUAUCUGAUAAAAUUCACAAUAGCCAUGAAGGAGAAUUUCCAUAAUGAUUAUAAAUUCAUCAUGUUUUCUAAAAAUUUGUUGUUUUUAGAGGUGAGAUUCCUCCCAACCAGGCUGAUAACUAACCAUUUUUGUUAACCUGCCUGGCAAGGUCCUUCCCUGAGAAUCACCAACCAGACCAAUCCAGAAUACACCUAGGGGCACCAUACCUAGGGAACUCUAUAUCCAGGGGUGCUUGUGAAACUGGCUGCCUCACAUGGGCAACUAAAUACUGAUUCACAGACUAGGUUAUCUUCAACUGGGACAGAAGUCAGUGAUAACUGGAUAUUGUCCUGCGAUAGACCAGAACAUAGACCUUCCCUAUCACUUUUUUUGGGAGGGGAGGCCCACUGCAACUGGGGAGAACGCCUACCAUGUGGAUGUGACUGGUAUUAGAUUCCUUGCUUUAUGGUGUAAUCAUCCAAAGGCAAAUGUUCCUGCAGAAAGGUUUGUCUCAGCUUCAGACACAGGAAGAAAACAAGGAAGAUCUCCACCAACUAAUUCUUCUUGAGCUCUUUGUUUGACAGUAGUGUGAUGUUCUUUGAGACCAUCAGGGAUAGGUGUGUUGACCGUCCCCGCCCACACCUUGCUACAGCGCUGGGGAUUGAAAUCAGGGUCUCCCAACUGAUAUGUGGUAAGACAGAAAGCUCCUGCCAGGCCACCCUAAAUUCAAGGCCCAUUAGCCAGCUUUUCAUUUGCUUAAAAAAUGAUAUGAGGCAGAUGUUUCUCCAGGUUGUGGAUCAGCCAGGCUGCUUUGUCUUAUCUUUGGCCAUGUGACCAUUCCACUGCUCCUUAACGCCUCCACCAGGGGGAGGGCUGGGACAAGGAGAAAAAGAAAGCAUCAGAGAAGAGCAUAGUGUCUCAGGGUCCAAAGCAGGGUUAAAUGCCACCUAGAAGUAUCCAGAGUCUGAAUCUCCUCUACAAUGUUUACCUUCUCCCAAAACAGGGAACUGACAGUCUGGUAGUGAAGACAAACAAGUAAAGAAGUAACUACAAUAUAGUGUGACAAGAGUUAUAAUACUAGUAUGUGGAAAUGCUAUGGGAACAUGAGGAAAAGUAAGCUGAGAAAGUAGCAGAGGAAAUUUCACAUGCAAAGUCACAAUCACGAAAGACCAUGGUGUGUUUGGGUAACUGUGAGCAGUUCAUGUAGCUGGAGUGUACAGGGCUCAGAGCAAUGGCAGGGAGCAGCAGUGGAUUGGGCUAGAAAUGUAUACAGGUACUGAAAGAAGACUUUGAGUUUUAUCGAGUAGGUGAAAAGGAGUCAUUAAAGCAUUUUAUGCAGGGAAGCUCUGUGGUCAUAUUUACUUUUUAGAAAGAGCACUUUGGCAGCCACAGUGUGAAGGGUGGAUUGGAGAGGGGCGAGACUGGGGAAUGGGCAAUGAGGGAGAAGAAGGAGUCAAGAAUGACGCCAAGGUUUUGAGCUUGGCUACAACCAGUGGGAUAGUGAUAUUGUUGAUUAAGACUGGAAAUACACGAAGUGAAGCAGGAUUGGAGAGGAAGAUGUUGAGAUCACUUUUGGACAUUUUAGGCUUUUGAUUUCUAUUGGUCAGACAUUGAUGUGGAGAUGUAAAUAUAAGUGGGGUUGGGAAGAAGGAAAUCUGAGAACAAAAGCAGCAUUCGCUUAAAUGAACUCUCUUAAUAAAGUCUAAGCUAUUUAAUCAUGGGAAUUUGAGCCACUUAUGUAAAGACACCACAGCAAUCUAGUCUCUCAGGUAGUGCUCCUCUCUUGGCUUAUGGCAGAAAGGACUGUUGCUGCUCUUUGGAAUCUCCUUCCCAGACACCUUUCCAGCUUUAAUGACAGAGUAAAGGGGGUUGACUGCUAUUAACAAGUGAUUAAAAGACAUGCGACAGCAGAUUUGUGGAAGAUACAAAAAACAAUGAAACUGUCUCCUCCCAACGCCUUUCCUUACCAAUUCCAUUUUCAAAGCUAACCUUUAAAAAGAAACAAACUUGAAGAUAACAACUUUAAAGCCACCUAAAAAUUACCUCAAAUAACCAAACUCUCGAGAUUUAGUAGUAAAAGGUAAUAGAACAUUAGAUCUGGAAAGGAUAUUAGAGUGUUUAGUGAAAACAACCUGCAUUGCAUCUGACUCCAGGUCCAGUGCUCUUUCUACUCUGAGCUGCUGCUUACCAGGAAGUAUCAUCUUUUUAAAAAUCAAUGAAUGAUACCCCAAACAUUUAAAAACAUAUGUCAAAUUUGAGUUAGAAUAGUUAACAUUUCACAGGAAUUCAACUGGUGCUAUAUAUUAUACAUAAUACAUUAUCCUGUUAAAUACGUUGACUAUUAAACAGACAAGGAAUUAUGAAUCUUUUGUCAUACAGUAUUUCUCAUUCAGUGGAAUCCAUCGUGUCCACAGUUUCAAAGCAGUAAUGAAUAGUACUAGGGCAGUUGGGGAUGUCAGCUGGGACAUUUAAAAAUAGCUUUAUUAUACAGAACUGGAUAUUAUAAUAUAUUCACUAAAAUUGGAUUCUAACAAUUCAAUAAACUUCUAAUGGAUUAAUUUAAAUAGUCCCCCAAACUGUGCUGUACCAGGAUUUGAUUUGUAUACCAUCUGUUGCAGUGCACUUGGUUUUACUUGAUUGUCAAUGAGAAAUACUACUUCCAAAUGCCUUCAUGAUUUUGUCCAUGCUAGACUUAGGAUUUUUUACUUCUUAUCCCUCUGAAAUUAUUAUCCUGAAGUUACCUUUCUUAGGCAUCUGUUUGCUGGGAAUCUUCAUAUAGAAGACAUUAAUAUUGUCUUGGGGAGUUGUUGACAGCAAUAAAUUAAAAUAAAAAAGGAGUGUAUGAUUUCCUCUUUCUAAACUGUACCACUGAUUUUCCCAUAGGAAUACUGGGCAGACAUGUGGGUGGAAAACUCGACAACUGACAGCCUAUUAGUUUAAGACAUUUUUUCUUCUUCUCCCUCCCACCUUUUUUUUUUUUUUCUGACUCUUGGGAUUUGGCCACAGGAGGAUGAAACUAAAAGUUGUUCCAUUUCUGAGCAUUUUUCCUUUUGCAGUCUUCAAGCUCCAGUUUCUCGGAAGACUACUUUGUCAAAGUAAACUUCCUUUCUUCAUCAGGGUUGAGUUCCAUUAUAAACUGUUCUCUUUGUGUAGGAGAAGAACACUAUGAGAAACUUUGAGGUGGGGAGAAGGAAGCAAAAUUCAAAGAGAAACUGCAAGUGCUUGAUGAAAGUCUAGCUAAGUGACUUCAGGGCACAUUUGACCCCAAACUGUCUCCCAGAGCAAAUCUCUAGUUGUAACUGCAACUAAAGACAGAAAUAUUUCCACUCCCUUGUUUGACUCAGAGGCUAGGCUGCAGUAGGAAUCCCUUUCUUUGGAAGCUGCCCUGGGCUAAGCUCUACUAGGUUGAUAUAGUUUGACUUGGGGCGAGGUCUGUGAUCCCAAUAUAUUUCCCCCAUCUAGGUUCUUUGUUAGAGUCAUUUUUCCUUACUGACUUCAAACAUGAUAAACCAAUUUAACCAAAUCAUACUGAAGUGUGAUUUACACUGUGAUUUUAUCCAGGCAGAAAAUAGAGUUUUGGGGGUUCGUGUGUGUGUUGAGGUGUGUAUGGGGGCCUAGGAUGGAUGGAGGCAAAGGGCAAGGAAAAUGGAGUUGAGAGGCUGAAUAGCCCUGCCUACUUCACAAAGUUCUGCAGUUGCAGGCUAGGAGGGAAGAAAAGCUGAUAGAGGGAUCCAAAAGGUUUAAGAAGGAUGUGAUAGGCUCUCAAUCUGACAGCACAGUAUCCAGGAUAUACUUCUUUGCAGGCUCCUGUAUGGCCAUAGCUUCAGUUAGGGUUCCAACAAGAAACAGAUAGCACACUUGACAAAAUGGAAUAAUUGGAAGAGGAUUUAUUUACAAAGAGAUUACUUAUAAAUGUGUAGAUGUAUGGAACCACAAAGAAUAGCAUAAUAACCCAGGCUAGUAUAAGCUAAACUCUAGCCUUCCCCAGACCCUAAGGGACAACGGUAGGAAGUGGUUCCCAGAACCCGGAAGGACUGAGUUGUGCCCAGUUGACUGCUUUGAGAGGAGUGGCAACCUUGUUGGAGGACUAAGUUAGCUCUAGGUGACCUUGUAGGUGGGGAAAUAGGAGAAUAAAUACUUUGACUUAAUUUUCCUCCCUCCCUAUGAUCUCCUGCUGGUAAUUCCCAUUGCCCAAACUCAACCAAAAGUCAAAGGGCAAGGAAGCCCACCGAUGUGGUCCAUACAGGUCAGCCUCCCAAGGAAGAAAGCAGGGUGGAAAAGGGUAGAAAGUGCAUUUGGAGGGGCAAACACGAAAUACCUAGCACAGCCACCAAGAUUCUGAGAUUCUGAGGACAGUCUCCUCAGAGCCUGAUACAGUGCUGGAACCAUCUACUGAACCGACUCCAGUGAUUGGGGCAAUUUUAUCUUCAUGCAUACUCUGCUCCAUGGCUAUGGGGUCAGAGGUAGUAGGCUUUCCCAUUACAGAAACUCUU
This is a messenger RNA of Balaenoptera acutorostrata (minke whale), 8885 nucleotides long. RefSeq names its product ATPase Na+/K+ transporting family member beta 4 (gene ATP1B4). Gene Ontology annotation, biological process: potassium ion transport; sodium ion transport; regulation of DNA-templated transcription. The transcript has 8 exons. Bases 3189 to 4127 code for a protein of 312 amino acids. The record is from RefSeq and is a predicted model, not a curated record. Gene Ontology annotation, cellular component: sodium:potassium-exchanging ATPase complex; nuclear inner membrane. Lineage: Eukaryota; Metazoa; Chordata; Mammalia; Artiodactyla; Balaenopteridae.